AUGGGAGACUGGGCAGCGUAUGCUGCUGCUUUGCAGGCCCUGGGGGUGCCGUCAGCAGCGACAGCAGCACCUGUGGCAGCCAUCCCUGCAGCUCCGGGAUCAGCCAUGUUGCAAACUUUCGUUCCUGGUGCGAGUGCUGGACAGCCGAUCGGGGCAUCUCCGGUGCCAGCAGUAUUUGCACAGCCAGCAGCUGCACCUCUAGCCGCCGAUCCCGGCACCACGGCAGCGGUUGCGGCAGCUCUUGCCCUUCUUCAGCCACAAGCACCGGUUGCAGGCUAUGGUGCUGUGCGGCCGGUCCACGCAGCGCCCACCUCGCCCUACGCUCGCGCACCGCCUGCAGCGGUUCCGGUCCAGCCGGCAGCUGCGCCCAUCGCAGGUCUGGAUCCUGCAACGCUCGCUGCCAUCAACAUGGCACUCGGUCUAGGAGGGCAGCCAGCCGCACCGGCAGCCACAGUCCUACCAGGCCUGAGCAACCUACCUGGCCUGCAAGGGCUGGACCUGGGAAGUCUGGCAGGUCUGGCGAACAUCCCCGGAUUAGCGCCGCCGCCCGCCGCUGCGCUGGAUGCACGCCCACCAAGGAAUCCUCCAGGGGUCAUUGGGCGACGGCCGAAGGCCAAGGCAGCGGCCGUGCAGGUUCCCAACCUCAGAGACGAGGAGGUGGCCAACCCGCAAGCUUUGCUGGAGGCAGCGGAUGUCCGCGACGAGGGUAGAUGUCGAGCACUGGUGCAGCAUCCGGGUUUUCGUCACAUAAAUGAGAAGCUCAAGGACGGGCGAACGGCGCUGCACGUGGCCAUGCUCCGAAAACUCCCGGAGGACCUGUGCCUGGCCAUCGCCACGCACAAGGAUUUCAACGAGACCAAUGCUGUCGACACCUUUGGCUACACGCUGCUGAUUCUGGCGGCCUCGAAGGGGAUGUCCCAGGUGUGCAAAGCUGUGCUCGACAGGGAUGACUUCGUUGGCGUCAACGCCCAGGAUAAGUGGGGUGCCACGGCUCUGCAUUGGGCUGCAGACCAGGAUUUGGCCGACGUGUGCGAAAAGAUGCUCUCGCACCCCGAGUUUGUUGAGGGUAACCGACGAGCCUGGAGCUUUGCCUUUGAAGACAAGACAGCUCUGGAUGUGGCCCUGCACCGAAACUGCAAGGCAGCUGCGGACGUGAUCCGGCGGCAUGUAGGUCCACCGCGAUAG
Molecule: messenger RNA, 1185 nt
Organism: Symbiodinium sp. CCMP2592
Lineage: Eukaryota; Dinophyceae; Suessiales; Symbiodiniaceae
Source: the annotation of a GenBank genome assembly